ACUUCCUUAUGCUUCUACAUAUCACCUCCUUGCUGAGAGGAGUUUCUAUGUCCCUAUGCGUGAUGUCAAGCAAUUUUCAUCAAGGCCUAAAUGGACGCAUGUCUUGGCUUAUCAUCUUUCCAAGAUGGGUGUCCCACAAGGUGCGCAGCCAGCUCUCAUUGUAAGAAUACUUGACUACACUGAAGAGGCCGACAACCACAGCUUUGAGUUGCCAAUUCUUGUGCAUAUUGUGGAUGCCACUUAUCACUAUCUGAAGUCGGACCACAACAACGACAUCCUUGAUAGGGUUAUGAGGCAAUCCUCGGAAGCAUACAGGGCCAUGCUUAUUCCUGCAGCUCAAUCAUCCAUUCAGGGCUUGGAGAAUGUGAGGCUUGAUGAUCCUACUUUGGCCCCGUUGUCCUCAUGUAUUAUUUGUAUGGAGGGCCUCCUCCUUGAUCAUCAUGAUGAUCAUCACUCUGAUCAUAUUAAUGCCGUCCCUGCUUCUCAAGAUGAUCAUCAUGAUCAAGAUCAAGGUCAAGGGGUUGAUUGUCGCCAUCCACCAAGGACGAUCAAACGCUUGCCCUGCUUACACCAAUUUCACGAAGAUUGCAUCGUCCCGUGGCUGCAGAUCAAUCACUUGUGUCCCCUGUGCCGAUACCCGCUGGAAGUGCGCGAGUCAUCAAAACCCAAACGAAGGAGAUUAUCAUGAAAUAAUGAAAGAAGACCUGCAGCCAUGAUGCUCAGCUGGAACAAUAUAUGGCUAUUGAGGUGUGGUUUGUGGAAUGGAUCCAGGCUAUCAAGUUCAUGGAUGGAAACUGCACAGGUUGAAUGUACCUUGUUCAAUGAAGAGAUUUUAGCGAUUAAAUUUAUGACUGAAUCUAUCGAGUUAAUAUGCGAGCACAUAUCGAUCACCAAUAAGGUUUCUACUAUUAAUCACUAAUUUCAAAGAUUAUCUUUUUGCUGAGGAUGACAACUCAGAUUUCAAGAGAAUUGCAAGAGUAACACUCCAUUAUGUUGAAGAAAUUCACCACUAUGAUACAAGUUUUUUCUUCUAUUAUUGUGCAAUUUAUUCGCAAAUUUAGUUAUGUAGGAAGGAAGGCAGCAUGCUUGUGCAAUUUAUUCACAAAUUUAUUUA
Messenger RNA from Prunus mume (Japanese apricot), 1114 nucleotides. NCBI's taxonomy places the organism in Eukaryota, Viridiplantae, Streptophyta, Magnoliopsida, Rosales, Rosaceae. The record is from RefSeq and is a predicted model, not a curated record.